Molecule: messenger RNA, 6122 nt
Organism: Ictalurus furcatus (blue catfish)
Lineage: Eukaryota; Metazoa; Chordata; Actinopteri; Siluriformes; Ictaluridae
Gene: klb
Product: klotho beta
Exons: 5
Coding region: 2302-5349 (1015 amino acids)
Biological process (GO): carbohydrate metabolic process; fibroblast growth factor receptor signaling pathway
Molecular function (GO): fibroblast growth factor binding; fibroblast growth factor receptor binding; hydrolase activity, hydrolyzing O-glycosyl compounds
Source: RefSeq, a predicted model, not a curated record
UCUUCUUUUUUAUUGAAUUUUGUGCCCAUCAGACCAUCUACAAAGGAUUCAGGCAGCAUUAACAACAAAAUAACAAACAUCACAGAGAAUCAUAGAAAAGAAAUAGUUACAUCCAUCCCUGUCUUCCUUAUUAAACCAAAACCAUGAGAAAGCAGGUACCAUAAAUACAUAUUAUGUGUUUCCUUCCUUAAGAAAAGGAAGAAUGUGUUCCAUGAAAUGUUAGGAAGGAGAGAUCUUUUUUCCAAGUUGUUUCAAUUUUGCAUAAUUUGAUUUUAUGAUAAUUUGUAGCAGUUAAAACAUUUGUAAAUGAAUGUUUGCUUAUUUCAACUUAAAUAUUUUUCUUAUUUUAAUGAACUGCAAUAUAUGGUUUGUUUGUUUUUAUUUUAUAACUGUAUGAAUGCGUAUUCUAAUUUACAUACUUCUAUAUAUAUUCUGUAUAUAAAUAUUUCUAAUAUAUUUCUAAUUUUCUAUUUUAAUUACUUUGUUUCUUACCAUGUACUGUAGAAACAGUUUCUUUUCCCUGCAUAAUAAUACACAAGUGAAAUACAAUGAAAGGAAAGGCUGAGUAUUGUUGUUGGGGUUUUUUUUUCUUUUUUUUUCUACCUUGCAGUGUUCUCUCAAUUUGAUUUAAUUUACUCCAUCCUGGUUGCGUCCCAAAUCACCAUCACAUCCUGUUUCAGUGUCCCAAUUGGAUGUACCUUAUGAAAGCUGUCAUCACAUCUAGCUGGUAAAAUCUGAUUUCCUAAUGUUUGAUUUGAUUUACACAUCUGACCCUGCAGCAUAUCUUCCUAUAUGGUGUGUUGUUUUAUUUAUAAAUAAUUUUUAUUCGCUCGAAGAUUGUGAGUAAGAAGACACCAGCCUAAAUGAUUCACAAGGAGAAAAUGUAACAUGGUCUUCAAAUAAACAGCGUUUUUUGUUAACAGUUUUCUAAGCUUAGUUUUUGCUAAUCAUGGUUUAUGAAUGCGCUGCCAGAGUUUUCGUUUAUGCUCUCAAUCUUUUAUUUUACAAUCAGCAAGUUUACAUUCGUCAUUCUGGCAGAAAACUCUUGUGUACGUGGGGCUUAACAUUAGCGAAAACGAAGGUCAGAAAACUGUUAACAAAGAAUGCUGUUUAUUUAAAGACCAUGUUACAUUGUUGCCACUGAGUUCACUGUUUUCAAUUUCAGAGUGUUUUUCUUCUUUCUCAUUGUACAUUUUUAUUCAUUUCUUGAAAAGCUACGUUCAGUACUUUUUGCACAAAUUUAAUUCCAUAGGUUUAAUGCGGUAUUUUUUUAAACUCUGAAAUGGUGAAUAUUUAAUUUGUUAAAAUUUAAGUAAAGUACUAUGGUUUAAUUAUAUUAAAAAACAAGUAACAUUACAGUGAACCAUGUACUUAAGUACUAUAAAAAGAGUAUAUGUAGUUGUAUUGAUUACUUUUCAGCCCUGAUCAGGAUGAGCACAGGACAGUCUUUAUGAUUACAGCAGCAGUUCUUAAAUACAAAUCUACAGUAUCCAAGUGAAAUUAUACAUGGAAGCAAGGGCGAGACAUAAGCGUAAACUGGUUUUGGAGGUGCAAAUCUUUAUGGUAUCUAUGUGGGACCAUCCAGAACAGCACAAUGUGAGCUCCAGAUAAAGGAAUGAAACAGGAGAAGCGCAUCAGGAUGAAUCAGCCAUUCUCAUAAUAACCUCAUAAUUGGUGACAUCUGACAUUUUAAACACUAAAAUUUAAAUUCCUACUCAGAAAUUCUGGAUGGUGUCCACUACCUAUAGUUCAACAAAUAACUUCAUAUAAACAGUUUAAAAUGAGAUUGUAGUAAUAUUUCAACAUACAACAGCAGUUCUUAGGUACAAAUCUACAGCAUCCAGGUGAACUUAUCCACUGAGCCCUGUGAACUGAUGUAAAGGAAAAACAUGCAUCUCACAUUUUUUAAAAUGUGCAAUUCUUGCAAGCUGCUGUGAUUUCUAAUUAAGCGUUUAAAUAGUAAGGUUCUUGCAAUGAAAACAUUGUCUUCCUCUCUCUCUAAAGUGUGAUGGGGGGAGAGGCAGGAAGACAGGGAAGAGUUGAUAGUUGCGUUUAAGGAUUAGAGUUCAUGUUAAUCAUUGAUCAGAGGUCCUCCUUCCUGGCAUCAGCGAGCUUUUGAGUGUGUGUAUAUGUGAGUAAGACAGAGAAAGAGAGAGAGAGAGAGAGUCAUAGGGUAGUAGGCAGGUAAAGAACUCAGAUGUCCUCUUCCCAUCUACGAUACAGCUCAUUUUUCUUCUCGUCCAGGAUGAGUCCUGGUUCUGGUUCUGACCCGGUAUCAUUUGCUUCUGUGUUUUUUUAAAGAUGACCCGUGUCCUCUUUCUGUCCUUCCUCCUCAUGACAACAGGAGUCUGGGACAUAGCACAGUGUUCAUCAGGUGACGGAAAGAGCUUAUGGUACGAGUCACUGAACCAAAGCGAGUUCUUGUCUGGAACAUUCCCUAAGGGAUUCCUCUGGGGUGUUGGAACUGCAGCAUUUCCAACUGAAGGAUCAUGGGAUCAGGAUGGGAAAGGACUAUCUAUCUGGGACCACUUUACUCACCGCACUGUUGGAACAGGGAACAACAUGAGCACCGUGACAGCAGACACAGCCAGCGGCAGUUACACACUCUGGGAAAAGGACAUUGAAUCACUUCGGUACCUUGGAGUCAAAUUUUACUCUUUCUCGAUAUCAUGGCCACGUAUUUUCCCAGACGGCAAUGCCACAGGACAACCAAAUCUUGCUGCGGUGGAUCAUUAUCGGCGCCUGAUUGGCCGGUUAAAAGCACUUGAUUUGGAGCCUGUAGUGACUCUGUUUCACUGGGACUUGCCCCAAACCCUACAGGAGGAAUUGGGAGGCUGGAGGAACGUGAAAUUGGUGAAGAUUUUCGCUGAAUAUGCUACAUUUUGUUUUAAAACAUUUGGCCAAGAUGUGCGAUACUGGAUCACUAUACACAACCCACUCCUGAUCGCAUUUCUGGGCUACGGGACGGGGAUUCAUGCGCCAGGGGUGUCCGGCGACCCUGCUGACCCUUUCAUCGUCGCACACAACCUCAUCAGGGCUCACGCUACAGCCUGGCACGUUUACAACAAGCACUUCCGUCCCCAUCAGCAUGGCCAAAUCUCCAUCACACUCGGCUCAUAUUGGGUGGAGCCUUUCAAAGCCCAGGCUACACCAGCAAAUGUGGAGAUGUGUCAGAAGUCUGUAGAGGCUGUGAUAGGCUGGUUUGCGGAACCUAUUCAUGGAGAUGGGGACUAUCCAUGGUCUCUACGUUCCUCCCACUUGGGCCUGGUCCCAAAUUUUACACCAGAGGAAAAGCUUUCGGUGCGUGGCACCGCUGAUUUUUUCUCGCUGGCGUUUGGGCCUGAUUCAGUACGCGCAGGAAGAGUUUUGGCCCGUUUCGGCCAGACAGGGGCACUGAACCUAAGAAAAAUUCUUGGCUGGAUCCAGAAGGAGUAUGAGGACCCUCCAGUGCUGGUGGCAGAGAGCAGUUGGUUCUCUGACGCCUCUGUGGGAGUGGAAGACACGGUGGCCAUUUACCUCAUGAAGAGAUUUAUUAACCAGGUGCUUCAAGCGGUGGUCGUGGACCAGGUGAAGGUCUUUGGCUACACAGCCUGGUCUCUGGUGGAUGGGUUUGAGUGGAAUAGCGGCUACAGCAUAAGAAGAGGACUAUUCUACAUCGACUUCAACCACCCUGAGCGCAACAGAGUCCCGAAAUCAUCAGCGCAGUACUACAGACAGAUCGUCAAGGACAACGGCUUUCUUAAUGAUGAGACAGAGCGAGACAUUGAUGGCCAUUUUCCCUGCAAUUUCCAGUUUGGAGUAGCAGACUUUAUCUUGCAGGUCCAUCUACAGCCAUUUUCACCUCAGUUCACUGAUCCUGUGCUGUAUCGCUGGAACUUCAGCGGCGAUGGAUCCCUCCAUCCUGUCUCAGGAGUAACUCUUCGCACCCGUGGCUCCCAGUGCACCGACUUCCUCGCUAUUCAACAUCACAUCCGCCUCCUAGAAGUCACAGGGUCAUCGCAUUACAGAUUUGCCCUGGAUUGGCCCCGGCUUUUCCCCAAUGGUGACAUCCUGUCUGUGGAUGCAGUAACAGUGCAAUAUUACCACUGCAUGCUAACUGAGCUCCAGAAAAAGGGUAUCGGUGUAGCUGUUACACUCUACCACCCCAGCCUCAGGUCACACACACUGGGCUUACCAAGGUUGCUGCAUGCCCAAGGUGGAUGGAUGAAUACAAAUACAAGUGAUGCCUUUGUUGAAUAUGCCACAUAUUGCUUUCAAAGGUUUGGGCCACUUGUGGAUGUCUGGAUCACUGUUAAUGAACCAAAUCGUCUGACAGAAGCGUAUAAUGUGAGUGUAGAAGAAAGAGAUUGGGUAGUGCGUAACGUGUUGAUGGCACAUGCUCGUGCAUGGAAUAUCUACCACACACAUUUCCGUCAACACCAGGGGGCGACGAUAAGUUUUGCACUCCAUGCUGAUUGGGUGGAACCGGCCAAUCCCUUUGUAGACUCUCACGCCAGUGCUGUCCAACACUUCCUGUUCUUUGAACUUGGACGUUUCCUUGAUCCUAUUCUACAGGACAUAGACUAUACUGAUACAAAUAGCUGCCAUGACUGCUUCCGUAUGCCACACUUUUCUGAUGAGGAGAGGUCUGAGCUUAAAGGGGCCCUGGAUUUUAUUGCACUCAAUCACUUCACAACUCGUCUGGUUUACCCAAAAUUGAGACAAGACCUCGAACAUAGUUCAUCUAUCCGUGAUUAUGGUUGCUCGUUCAUGACAGAUCCAACAUGGGUGUCCUCUAAUAAGGGCCAAGCUCUUGUGCCCUGGGGGCUCCGUAGAGUCCUGAUGUGGAUGAAGAAUCGCUAUGGUAACAGUCAUCCUGUCAUUAUCACAGCCACGGGAAUUGAUGACCAGGCAUCCCAUAAUGACCAACUGAGGCAGCGAUACAUAAAGAGCUACAUGCAGGAAGCACUGAAGGCUCGUGAGCUUGAUGGAGUAGAUGUGCGUGGUUUUUAUGUCUGGAAGCUGCAAGACCAUCAUGCUCCAGAUUUCGGAUUCUUCCUCUCCUCACAUCAUCGCUCCCGACCUAAAGCCUCUGUCUCCACUUACCGCCAGCUCAUUUCUCAGCGUGGCUUUCCUGCCAUUUCAGACCCUGUGGCCUCACCUUGCGAGCCAAGCGUGAGCCAAGCGGAGUGUUGGAUCUGUGAGAACAAACCACUGCUUUUCUUUGGCGUAUGUGUCACGAUCAGUGUGUCUAUGCUGGCCGGCAUCAUGGUUAUUGGUGUGAUAAGGAGGAGCAGGAGGAAGAGGAGGAUGAAGACGAGGAAGAGGAAGGUGAACCAAGCCAUGAGACGGGUGGUUUACAGACACUGAAGACCUUUCUCUAUUGGUCACUACUUAGCAAGAAGAAGUGCACACCUUCUUCCCUGUCACUCACAGAUGGAGUUUAGCAACAACAAAGAAAAUUCAACUGCCAUCAUUUAGCUUAAAUGUAACUAAUCAGUCAAUUUUGAUGUGUGAAAUUAGCUUCUGGAGCCAGUAAUAAUACAAUGUCAUCUAGAAGAAGAUGUGUUCCAUUUGGAGUCUGGUUUCUCUCAAAAUUUCUUUGUUCCUCAUGUUGUCUCAGGGAGUUUACCCUUGCCACUGUCACCUCUAGCUUGCGCAUUAGACAUCCUGAUUUAUGUAAAGCUGCUUUGUGACAGUGUCUAUUGUUUUGUGAUAAUGUCUGUUUAAUUGAGUUGAACUGUACAAAAUUGAAGAGAGGAAAAUUUCCUGCAUUCAUAGUCACCAGAAUGACUUAAAAACAGAUUUACUAAUGAAUGUGUAAUGGGUUAAUGCUGAAUUUAAAAAAAAAAUCUCUGUUUAGUAGUUGUAUCUCAGAUGUUCUGUCUUAGUGACUUGUAACUUGAAUGCACAACGUUCUGUCGGGCCUCUUUGGUCGACAGCUUCAGUUAAUGUCAAAGAUAAAUAAUGCUCCUGACAUUUCCACAAUCUGCAUUUACUUAUGUUAUAUUAUUUGUUUGUUGCUGUCCUCAUAAGUGAUAAGAGCAUGGCUGGCAAAACCUCAAAAGAUUUUUAGAUGUAUGUAAAAACAAAAAAAUGGUUUUUAAUCCAUCAACACAUUUGAUUUGUUAAUAGUACUGAGG